GACAUAGAAUAUAAAAUAUACUGAUCAUUUCUCAACGGUCAUCUCUCUUCUUGUCAUUUCUCUCCUUCUCUUCUUCCCUCUUGUCAAAAGCUUCAAGACUCCAUUUUUCUCUGUAUAUUCAUUUAAUUUACUAACUACUGACUAUUAUUCUCUCUCUGUAAGAUUGUAACACAAAAAAGAGGCAAAAAUGGCAAUGCAUUCAGUAAGAAACAUCAUCAACAAAUCUCUGUCUUCUUCUUCAAAGAAACAAUCAAAUUUCAAGUCUUCAUCACCUAUUUCAUCAAAAUCUCAAUCUUUUUACGAUGAAAACUCACCCCCAAUUGAUCCUAACAUUCAAGUAAUUAAACCCGAAUAUCCACAUUUUUCAAACCCUAAAAAAUCACCUUCAAAACUCUCAAUUUCACAUAGUAAAACUCUUGAAUUUCCUAAACCAAACCCAAUUGAUGAGCAUUCUACUGCUUCUGAUCCCCCAGUGAAGGUGGUGGUGAGAAUCAGACCCAAUACUGUUCCUGAGAGGAUGGGCGAUCCCACUAUCAGAAAGGCUUCGGAGACUUUGGCGUCGAUUGGUGAUCGGAAAUUUAGUUUUGAUUCAGUUUUUGAUUCGAAAUCUAAGCAAGAAGAUGUUUUUGAGUUAGUUGGUGUUCCUUUGGUCAAGGAUGCAUUGGCUGGUUAUAAUGCUUCAAUAUUGUCUUAUGGACAGACCGGAAGUGGCAAGACCUACACCAUGUGGGGACCUCCAAGUGCCAUGGUCGAGGGUCAUUCUCCGAGUGCACAACAAGGAAUUGUCCCACGGAUCUUCAAGAAGUUGUUCUCUGAUAUUGAGAAAGUAAAGGAGAAUUCAGAUAAACCGAUAAAUUACCAAUGUCGUUGCUCAUUUCUUGAGAUUUAUAAUGGCCAAGUUGGGGAUUUACUUGAUCCUGCUCAUCGAAAUUUGAAGAUAAAGGAUGAUGCCAAACAUGGGUUCUAUAUCGAGAAUCUGACUGAGGAGUAUUGUUCAAGCUUUGAUGAUGUUACUCAAAUUUUGAUUAAGGGGCUUUCUAGUCGAAAAGUUGGUGCGACAAGCAUGAAUUCUAAGAGUUCUAGAUCUCAUAUUGUUUUCACUUGUGUAAUUGAAUCCUGGUGCAAGGAAACCCCAUCAAAUAACUUCACCAGUUCAAAGACUAGCCGUAUCACUUUUGUAGAUCUUGCUGGACUGGGAAGAGAUAAGCAUGCCGAUGCCGGAAGAGAGUUUGAAAGGGAACGUAAAGAUUUGAAGAGUUCAUUAUCGCACCUUGGGCACCUGGUGAAUAUCCUAGCAGCAGGAACUCAACCUGAUGAUCUUAUGUAUAGAGAUUCUUGCCUGACACACUUACUACAACAAUCACUUGGGGGAAAUGCCAAACUUUCUGUAAUCUGCACCAUUUCUCCAGAUAUAAAAAACUAUGUUGAGACCCUUAGCACAUUGAGAUUUGGACAGCGAGUAAGAUCCAUUCGAAACAGGCCCGUCAUUAAUGAGAUAACAGAAGAAGAUAUGGAUGAUCUAACAGAUCAAAUCCGUCAGCUUAAGGACGAACUUAUUAGAGCAAAGCUUAAUGUUAACUCAGCUGGCUCGGAGAGCCCAUUAAGAGGAAGAAGUAUACGUGAAAGUGUUAAUCAACUGAGAAUCAGCCUAAACCGCUCCUUGGUGUUACCCUCGAUAGAUAAUGAAAUUGAAGAGCUUAUCCCUGCUGAUGAAAAUAAUGUCGCAGAAUUCCGCAAGCAUUUUGACAACAUGCACGAAUCAUGUGAAGAGAUUUCCAAGGAGCUGUCUUGUGACAGUGAUAGCAUGAACAUUUCCUCGGUAGGGGGAAGUUUUGAUAGCUGUUUCACUAGUGAAAACGAGAUUAAUAGUUUAUGUGAAUCAAUUGAAGUCUGUUCUGAUCAGGCAGCUAACUACACUGAUCCAGCUUCCAUAAGUAAUACGUCCAUUUCUUCAUCUCGUAAUUCUUCAGCCUUUGAAGAUCCACCCAUGUCCGAGUCACCAAAAAUUAGAAAUGUUCAUAGAAAAAGUACCGUUAAUUCUCUCAGUCUCUUGGCUGAGCGGGAGAGCUCCAAGUUCUGUGAAGAUGUGUCAGGAAACUCGGUAGGGCAAAGUGAACCUAUGCUGCGUUCCUCCUUACGAUCAAGUAAGAUGUAUUCAGGAUCCACAGAAUGUUUGGCUGCCAGCUUAAGAAGAGGCUUAGAGGUCAUCGAUUGUCAUCAGCAGAAUUUGUCCAAGUCUUCGGUUUCUUUCUCCUUUGAGCAUUUGAUGUUGAAACCAUCUCCAGCAGCUAAUGAAUCUUUUAACGCAAUAUCAGUUAGUAGGCAAUCUGUAAAUGGUUCACCGUCUUCCUUUAUCUGCAUAUCCUGCCGUCAGAAAGGGCAAAAUAACUCGAAUGAAGUCGAGGAUAGUCUUCAAACGUGGAUUUCACCUUCAAAGAAAGAGGGGACAGGAGUAGAUGCUACUCAAGCUAGUGAUGGGCAAAAGGACCUUGAGAAAGUUUGCAGUGAACAAGCAGCUAAAAUCGAAGAACUAAAUUGUCUGGUGGAGCAAUUGAAACAUGAGAAAGAGAAAUAUAAUAUCUCUCAAAAUAGCCAAGAGAUUGAAGACAAGAGCUGCCCUGAAGUAAUAAAGGAGGCAUGUGCAAUCGGGGACAAGCAUGAAUCCUUGGAUAUGAGAGAAAAGGAAGAACUUCUCAUGGAAAUCCAAAUGUUGAAGAGCAAGUUACAUUCUUAUACUACUGAUGCAACAGCUCCAAAUAGGUCUAUUGACAAGCUUAGAUCAUCAUUGUUGUCGCGUUCCAUGAAAAUGCGAAAAAGCAUGAGUUUAUCGUUCACCAAUGCUGAAGAAUUGGAGAAGGAGCGAGAGAGAUGGACCGAGAUGGAGAGCGAGUGGAUAAACUUGACGGAUGAACUGAGAUUAGACAUUGAAGCCCAUCGUCAGCGUGCUCAGCAGGCAGAAUCGGAAUUGCUACAACAGAAGAAGUACACAGAGGAGUUAGAUGAUGCCCUUAACAGAUCAGUGCUCGGCCACGCUAGGUUUGUCGAACACUAUGUGGAAUUACAGGAGAAGUUUGACCAUUUAUCGGAGUCUCACAGAAGAAUAAUGGAAACUGUAAGCGAUGUCAAGAUAGCAGCGGCAAAGGCAGGAGCUAAAGGUAGUGGUGCUCGUUAUGCCAAAGCUUUUGCAGCGGAGCUUUCAACAAUGAGGGCACAGGAGAAGAGAGAGCGAGAACGAUUGAGAAAAGAGAAUACAAGUCUUAAAUUACAGAUCAGGGAUACUGCCGAGGCUGUUCAGACAGCCGGUGAACUUCUUGUCAGAUUGAGAGAAGCUGAGGAAGCCGCUUCACUUGCUGAGUCUAGCCUUACAGAUCUUCAGCAAGAGAAUGAAAAGUUGAAGAAGCAAUUGGAGAAACAGAAGAACAAACAUAAGAUGGAAAUGGUAACUAUGAAACAAUACAUGGCUGAAAGUAAAUUGCCAGAAUCAGCAUUAAGAGCCAUGCAUUACGACGAGCCACUUCCUACUAGUACAUUUACAAGUCCAGAAGAUGAUGAUGCUUGGAAAGCCGAAUUCGGAGCUAUAUAUCAACAACACCAUUACUGAAGAUUGGAUACAUACAAGUAGAAUUGGGCAUAAUAUGAAAAUGCUUUAGGAGGACCCGACUUGGGUCAUUUAUAUUUCCUCUGUGCUAAGUACCAAGUAUAAAACAACCUCAUUCUUUGAUUAUUUGAAAAUUUUCUUAAGCUGAUUUGUAACAUUAAUAACAGUUGUGCAUGUUGGAUUCUAGUUUAGUGUGUUUUACAUGUUUAUUA
Molecule: messenger RNA, 3810 nt
Organism: Amaranthus tricolor (Joseph's coat)
Lineage: Eukaryota; Viridiplantae; Streptophyta; Magnoliopsida; Caryophyllales; Amaranthaceae
Product: kinesin-like protein KIN-12F
Exons: 16
Coding region: 188-3601 (1137 amino acids)
Biological process (GO): microtubule-based movement
Molecular function (GO): microtubule binding; ATP binding; microtubule motor activity
Source: RefSeq, a predicted model, not a curated record